Messenger RNA from Pseudomassariella vexata, 3798 nucleotides. RefSeq names its product ribosome 60S biogenesis N-terminal-domain-containing protein. The record is from RefSeq and is a predicted model, not a curated record. NCBI's taxonomy places the organism in Eukaryota, Fungi, Ascomycota, Sordariomycetes, Amphisphaeriales, Pseudomassariaceae. Bases 196 to 3609 code for a protein of 1137 amino acids. Gene Ontology annotation, biological process: maturation of 5.8S rRNA from tricistronic rRNA transcript (SSU-rRNA, 5.8S rRNA, LSU-rRNA); maturation of LSU-rRNA from tricistronic rRNA transcript (SSU-rRNA, 5.8S rRNA, LSU-rRNA). Gene Ontology annotation, cellular component: nucleolus. The transcript has a single exon.
GUUCGAAGCUGGAGAAGUUCGAAGCGCAUGGGCUCGCGGUGUUGGCUCUGGAGAGUAAUUCUCGUCAACGUAAUACCUGUCAACGAAACUAUUCGAUUUAAACCCGAAUCGGUCUACGGCCCCUCUCUUCGGCCUACGUUUCACCUACAUUAACAAGUCAAUUCAACGAAUACAGACACAUCCGCACAUUAAGCCAUGGAACGGAAGCGGAAACAGGGUGCCGCGUCGGAGCAAAUCGAUACAUCCAGGCCCCCGAAGCGGAAGCGCAAUAUCGUCCACGAGGCACCCACUUCAGAAGAGAUUCACACUGCGAGACAGCUUCAUCAGUUACUGACUUUCGAACAAGACCUCCGACAAUCAAGACAUGGCCUUCAGUCCUUCAAGGAUCUGCUCGAUGGCGUUCUCAAUGAGACUGGCGACGGUGCCAACAGAAAGCUGAAUAUAGUGGCCGAAUAUCUUGAGAUAACCAAGCCCAGACAGGCCCGAGACGAAACGGAAGAUGUGCCUGUGUAUCUACCCGACAUAAUGGAAACGUGGAGCAUGGCUGCCCAGAUGGGCAACGAGAAUGUCAUGUCCGCCGUCGCAGUUGUGCUCGCUCUACUUAUCAAGGUGAUAUCGAAUCACGUAGAUAUGGUUCCAAUUGGUAUGGGGAUAUGUCGUACAAUCCUUCAGCGUCGUCAAUUGGAGCUGCUAGCCAAAAACCUCUCAGCCGACAAGGGCAAGGACUUCAUUGUAUCACCAACACUGCGCCUUGUACGUGAGAUCGUCAGUCUAGAUGGUGGUGCUCUGGCAAUGCAUGUCUUUCGUGCCCGGAACUUUACUUUCAAAUCGUUGGCAAGGAAUAUGAGCCUCCGUUUUCUUGGCGAUGGCCUCGAGGACCCCAAGAGACCGUCCGUGAGGACAAAUGCUGUCAGGGUGCUCAUGAGCGCCCUGAAGCUUUCCAGUGUUGAGGCCAAGAGAGAUAUCCUGUCCCAAAAAGAUGUCGUUGCCGCGCUUAUGAGGGCUCUGAAAGAAGACCCUCCGUAUCUCGUCUUCGAGAUUUUGGACACGCUCAGAAGCUCCGUCGUUCUGGACCAGAAACUGCGCUCAGACGUCAAAAUCAAGAUCUUGAAUUCACAGUCUUUAGCACGUAUCGCAUCUCUCUACUCGUACCAGCACGCCAAGUCGUCAGAAGACGGCACACCAUCGGUGGAAGACGCAGCACACAACUUCUUGAUGGCUGCUUGUACUGAGCCAUCCGCCGGCAUCCUGCGCUCCCAACAGGGGUACUACCCCGAAGGCGUCGACUCCGACAAAAUACCGAAUCUAGACGUCGAUAAACUUGGAGACCUAGGGCUGGAAAGCAUUUCCUGGAUGGAGAAAUUCAACGUGGACGUGCCUGUACGAAAUUCCUUGUUGUCAGAGUUCAUUUUGACUCUACGACCCUGGUCAAGUACGAAACAAAACGAGCUACUUGUCGCAAUCUUUGAGGCUUGUCCAGAGCUCAUCGCCAACUAUUUCGCGAACAAAAAAGCGUUCAGCUUUGAUCCGAAAUUGUCGGCGACAUGGAUCGGUUAUGCGACACUGCUCUUCAACACUAUUCGGCUGGACGUUCCACCGUUCUUUGGCCACUAUAGAAAGUAUGCCAGGAUACCACCUCCUACAGCCGUUGUGCUGGGCAACAUCAUUCCCUUGCCUUUGGAACUGAAGUCCAUCUCACGAUGUCUGAACCAAAAGUCCAAGCUGAUCUCCUACUUUGCUAUACGCUUGCUCGUAAUAGCCUUGGAGAAGCUGUCGGCCGUUUUGGAUAUGUACCGGGAGGCAUCGAGCUUGUCAGAUAAAUUGUGGAUGGAAGCUGCCCAUCGGCUGGUUGACGACUUUUGUCAGAGGAUUCCUACCUUGAAAGAUAUCAUCACCGCUUAUCGAGCUAUAUCAGAUGAGGAUAUCUUGCAACGGGCAGCUGCUAGUCGACUGUUGCUACUCUACCAUGAGAUCAUUCCGCAAGCCGCUCUUGCUGCGAAGUUUGAUUUUUCUCCUUUGCUAUCGGCCGCUCUGAAGAGACUCGAGGCCCCGGACGAGAGCGUUGAGGAUGCGACGCUGCGAUUGAUGGAGCUAGAAAAUAUGUUUGCAAUGGCUAAACAUUCUCCAAGCAUGAGGUGGUUCGCCCCCCGAAAGGACGCUCCGCACUCCCCAUUCAUAACGGUCAUGAAGUUGUACAUUGACAAGACUCAAGACUUGUCGGCAAGCAACCUGACCAAAAUCCUCAACUUCAUUGCCGAGGAGCAUGAUAUAGUGGAACGAGGGUCAGCCGUUGCCGGUAUCAACCCCAUCAUCGUCACUCUGCAAAGCCUCGAGACCGUUGACCCCUCAAUUUGGACUUUCCUCGACAAUUGUGCAGAGAGAUGUGCGAGGUCACCAAUGAAGUACCAGGAGAUGAUCUCGGAGCUCGCUCUAGAGCUCGAGUCGAGUAGUUCUGUACAGUCGCGGGUAUCUCUAAACCCUGUGGUGAUGACAAUGGCAGAACAACUACCGUUUGCCGUCUCUUCCUCGACGAAGGUUCGCCUCAUCAGCUUAGCUGGUUUUCUAUCCGAACUCCUUGGCAAUUCAGGGGCUAUGGGCACCGGCCAACCAUUACUGGCAGCCGUCUUGCAAAGGUUCAUGACUGGGUUUGGAGACUCGAAAGCCCGAAAGCACUUGUCGAUUCCCGAGAAAAUGGAAUUUAGUCAAGAGGAGAAAGAGCCAGGCCUGGAGAAGUCACUUGCCGUGUUUGAUGCUGAGACUGGUCCAAUCAGCCAGGAGCAGCUUGAAGAGAUGCUCUCGGUACCAGUCAAGGCAAAUAAAGACAACAGUGCGCUGAUGAAGUGGUCUUCCAAAGCGGCAGAGGACCUCAUUGAAGAAGGAUAUGCAGCGUCGGUCAUUUGGCUUCUGGCAUCGGAGCAUCCCAGCAUUCGUAAAGAAGCUCUCACCGCCAUCGUUAAGAUUGCAGCAAAAAUCAAGGAAUCAACUUACGAGGAGAGUGAGCAGGUUUGGCUCCUGCUAUCAGAGCUGGCAGAAACCUCUAGAAAAACCAUCAAUGAGGCCCGAAUGCCAAGUACUAUCUUGUCAUUCGUCUGUCGUUGUCUUGAUGUUCUCAAGAACCCAACGCAUUGCCUUUACCCCAAGAUCAACACAUUCCUCACUCGCGUUCCAGUCUGGGAUUUGGAAAAGCUACCGCUGGUGCAGGACAUCCUUCAAGAGGGACCCAAAGAAGACAAUGCAUAUUACUCCGAAGUUAGCUGGCUGCUAUCUUAUCUUCUCGACGGCCUUCGCACGCCGACCGAUGUAGCGGUUUUGCAUAGGAGGAAGGUUUUCGAGCGGAUCCUUACUCUUUACUGCAAUCCGUACAUGGGUCCCAACCUACGUACCCAGAUUCUGAGAAUCGUAUACAGACUCACGACGGUCGAGGGAGGGAGUGAUACUCUGAUCACGCGGUUCGGUGGCUUGAGCUGGAACAAAAUCCAGGAAGGUAUGGGAGGGGGCCAGAGUAGCGUGUACCAGGGCCUCAUGAAGAGACUGUGGCAAACUUGCGACCAGGAACGAAUUACCAGCUGGAGCAGUAGCUUCGCCAAGAAUUUGGCUGCGUUCGAUUGAGAUUGUGGGUGACAUAUAGUUGAACAGGUAAUAGGAUGAGAAACAACAACUAGAUACCCAAUUCUCAUGCAAGGUUCAACAAGCAAUCCCAAGCCUUGGCCCUGUGAUGGAAGUGAUGUAUAAUACUUCAGCUCUCUUCUAUUCUACAACUCAGGAACAUGUGAGCUACCCUAUAUAGUUCAAUCCAAC